UUACUGCAUUAUUUGUAGUCUCUAACUGAGGUGAAUUUUGCAUUGCAGGACAAAAGGGUAAGUGGUUUUCUUUGUGAGAUUACUUGAAAAAGUCAGGUUUUCAUCAAAUCCAUGGAUGCUCUAGUUAAUUUUAGAUUCAUUUAUCUUAUUUUUCCUCAUGGAUAUCCAAGAAUUCUGUUUGUUCUCAAAUUCCUAUGAUUAAAUUUAUCUUAUAACUUAGCAUUGGCCUGUGUCCUUUUAUCUCUAAAUUGUGUGGCUUGAUAUACUGUUGCAAGGUUGAUAAUGAGAACUCUAAAUUACCUCUUUCCCAGUUGUGGUCCUGCUAUGGUACAAAACUAGAAGAAAAUUUUAGUGCAAAAAUAAAUAAAUAAACAUGUCAAAAAAAUGGCACAGGAAGCUGUUCCGUUCCUGAUAUUUGAAGUUUUUGUAUUUGUUCAUUAUAACAAUUGAUUAAUAUAAUCAUCUUGAGUAAGUUCCGUGAUAUGAUUUCUAUGGCCCGUUGGUUUCCUGAGUUUCUUGUUUAGAUAAAAUUUGAAUCCUCCAAAAGUAUCAUUCUCACGUAAAUUGGAACUAAAACUCUUAUGUUCAAAAACCAUAUAUGUGAAAUAAGCUGGUGACUUUUGGGAAGGAUAACCAACAAUAAAAGCAUCUUUACUGGCCUUACAUUGCUCCAAACUUCCUAUAGAAGCUAGGUAUUCAUUUAGAACCUCCUCAUAAUUGGAACUUAAGAUCCUCUCUUGAUAACUUAUACGUACCCUCACAUUUUCAUCUUCUUUUCAUGUGAAAAAGUCGACCAAAAAGUUUCUUGCUGGAGUGAAGAGAUGCAUCCUUUGUCGUCCCGAGAUUGUUGGAUCUCGAAUGUAUGCAACAGUCGAUCUUGAUAAGGCCAGAGUUGGUCGGACGAGAAUAGUGGAUCAGCCAUACAGUCCUCAAUGGAACGAUCAUUUUCGUAUAUAUUGUGCUCAUACAGUGUCACAUAUUAUAUUCACAGUUAAAGAUGGAGAUUUCAUUGGUGCAACAUUAAUUGGAAGAGCUUAUGUGCCUGUUGAGGAAAUCAUCAAGGGAUUUGUAUUUGAGAAAUGGGUUGACAUAUUAGAUGAAGACGGUAAACCUUUAUAUGGUCGUUCUAGAAUCCAUGUAAAGUUGCAAUUUUCAAGUGUUAAUGAAGACAGGAACUGGUCCCGAGGAAUCUUGGAUCCGAAUUUUGAAUGUGUACCUUUCACAUUCUUCAAACAAAGAUGGGGUUGUAAAGUUUCUCUUUACCAGGAUGCUCAUGUUUUAAACAACUUCCUUCCUCGAGUUGGUUUGUCAGGAGGGAAUUUUCAUGAAGUACACAGGUGUUGGGAGGACAUUUUUGAUGCAAUUAGCAACGCGAGACACUUGAUUUACAUAACUGGUUGGUCUGUGUAUACAGAAAUAACUUUGAUCAGAGACAGAGAAAGAAGACAAACAGGAGAUGAUAUUACUCUGGGGCAACUGCUAAAGAAGAAGGCAGAAGAAGGUGUGACCGUUUUGCUUCUUGUUUGGGAUGACAGGACUUCCAUUGAAGUGUUCAAAAGAGAUGGUUUGAUGGCAACUCACGAUCAAGAAACUGCAGAAUACUUCAGGAACUCGAAGGUACGUUGCGUUCUAUGUCCACGGAGUCCUGAUGUAGGCAGAAGUACGAUUCAGGGGUUUGAGACUGAUACCAUGUUUACUCACCACCAAAAAACAGUUGUGCUUGAUAGUGAAAUAGUUGGUGGAGGAACAGAAAAAAGAAGGAUCAUAAGUUUCGUUGGUGGCAUUGAUCUGUGUGAUGGGAGAUACGAUACAUCGCAGCACCCUUUGUUUUCAACUCUAGAUUCAAUCCACUAUAACGAUUUUCACCAGCCUAACUUUUCAGGCUCUUCAAUUAGGAAAGGUGGUCCUCGAGAACCAUGGCAUGACAUCCAUUGCCGCCUAGAAGGGCCUGUUGCUUGGGAUAUUUUGUACAAUUUUGAGCAAAGAUGGAAAAAGCAAGUUGGAAAUAACUCGUUGAUUCCAAUGCAAAAGUUUGAAGAAAUCAUUACCCGCCCAGUAAUGGUUUUACCAGCAGACGACCCUGACACGUGGAGUGUUCAAAUAUUUCGGUCUAUUGAUGGUGGUGCUGUACAUGGUUUUCCAAAUACACCCGAAGGUGCAGCCGAAGUCAACCUUGUAACUGGAAAGAAUAAUGUUAUAGAUAGGAGUAUUCAAGAUGCUUAUAUUAAUGCUAUUCGCCGAGCAAAAAAAUUCAUAUACAUUGAGAAUCAAUAUUUCCUUGGAAGUUCUUAUGGUUGGAAAGCAGCUGGUAUAAGGGUAGAAGAAAUCAAUGCUUUGCAUACUAUUCCUAAGGAGAUAUCACUGAAGAUUGUGAGCAAGAUUGAAGCUGGAGAGAGAUUUACAGCAUAUGUUGUGAUUCCAAUGUGGCCAGAAGGUAUUCCCGAGAGUGCUUCAGUUCAAGCUAUAUUAGAUUGGCAAAGGAGAACAUUAGACAUGAUGUACACAGAUAUAUCUCAAGCCCUUCGGAAGAAGGGCCUUGAUGCAAAUCCUAGAGAUUACCUGACAUUCUUCUGCCUUGGCAAUCGAGAGAAGAAGAGAACUGGAGAAUAUAUACCACCAGAGAAACCAGAGCCCAAUUCGGAUUAUGCUCGGGCUCAAGAGCACCGACGUUUCAUGAUCUAUGUUCACUCCAAAAUGAUGAUAGUUGACGAUGAGUACAUAAUUAUUGGAUCUGCCAACAUCAACCAAAGAUCAAUGGAUGGAGGAAGAGACUCUGAGAUUGCAAUGGGGGCUUUUCAACCUCGUCACUUGGCAUCCAGUGAGCCAGCGAGAGGUCAAAUCUACGGCUUCAGAGUGGCUCUAUGGUACGAGCAUCUUGGUCUGUUUGACAAAGUCUUCCAUAACCCAGAGAGUGAAGACUGCAUCCAAUUCGUAAACAAGCUCGCUCAAGAGAACUGGCAAUUUUACUCGGACGAUACGUACGAUGGCGAUCUUCCUGGCCAUUUGCUUUCCUAUCCCAUCCAAGUAGGACCCAACGGAUCGGUUUCGGCACUGCCAAAAUUUGAAUUUUUCCCUGACACGAAGGCUCGUGUUCUUGGCCAACUAUCCGAGUAUCUACCUCCAAUCCUCACCACUUGACGACAUGUCGUGAUUUAAUCAUCUCGUCGUACCUAGGAUUGAUUGGUCAAAAGAUGUAAAUAUGAUGUGUCGGUAAAGAUGUGAUCUUUAGAUGACUUGAUUGAUGUUAAAUUGUUUCAUUAUUCUCAGAACAAAAAGGGAAAGUAGGAAAUUGGAAAAAUGCAUACAUACAGAAAGAGAAAUGGGCCAUUAUAAGAAAAAAGAAUAAUUUUUAUAAACUUCAAAUAUUGGAAUAUAUUCUCAACUUUGACCUGCGUUUUACUCCUUUACCCUUUUUUUGUUUUGUUGUUUUUGUUUUUGUUUUUUUUUUUUUUUUUUUUUUGGCUUUUCCCUCUUACCAUUGCUGAAGAACAUACCAGAUUAAAAAAUGGACAAUGAAUUGACUCUGUUUUCCACUUGGUAAGGAGCCAUCCUUAUUCAAUGGUUUAUUUAUUUCGACCCUUCUAAAAUAAUCUUCGACUGCUGGACAUAAUUCGAAGGCUUCUCUCUUUCACGGAAAACACAAUCAAGAGAGGUUUGGGGAGUUUACAUGAAUUUAAACGUUGAACUUUAAGCCUCUCCCCACCAGGAUUUAGUGCUCUUCUUCCAACAAUUUUGCUUGGAGACGCGUUAAUGCAUUAUCCAGGGAUAUUUGGCUUGUGCUUUAACAGAUUAUAACAGAUGAG
Molecule: messenger RNA, 3803 nt
Organism: Cucumis melo (muskmelon)
Lineage: Eukaryota; Viridiplantae; Streptophyta; Magnoliopsida; Cucurbitales; Cucurbitaceae
Product: phospholipase D alpha 1-like
Exons: 4
Coding region: 859-3138 (759 amino acids)
Biological process (GO): phosphatidylcholine metabolic process; phospholipid catabolic process
Cellular component (GO): plasma membrane
Molecular function (GO): calcium ion binding; D-type glycerophospholipase activity
Source: RefSeq, a predicted model, not a curated record